Puccinia graminis f. sp. tritici CRL 75-36-700-3 is the source of this 1200-nucleotide messenger RNA. RefSeq names its product NADH dehydrogenase (ubiquinone) Fe-S protein 8. Gene Ontology annotation, cellular component: membrane. The transcript is spliced from 6 exons. The coding region runs from base 136 to 918 and encodes 260 amino acids. The record is from RefSeq and is a predicted model, not a curated record. Gene Ontology annotation, biological process: mitochondrial electron transport, NADH to ubiquinone; mitochondrial respiratory chain complex I assembly. Gene Ontology annotation, molecular function: 4 iron, 4 sulfur cluster binding; NADH dehydrogenase activity. Lineage: Eukaryota; Fungi; Basidiomycota; Pucciniomycetes; Pucciniales; Pucciniaceae.
CCCCCACUCCACUCCACCUCGUUUAUCCUCCUUUCCAUUGGUCGGAAACACCAACACCCGUCAUCACCCACACUUCACACCAACAACCAACAAACCACCAACAAACCCAACAGCAAACCCAAGAAACAAAAAACGAUGCUAUCACUCACCGCCAAGAGAUGGACCACUACCACCACUACAACGGCAACGAAGACAUCGAGUCUAAGACUCAACAACAGCCGGGCAUUCAGGAGCAGUCCACGGAACCAACUAGCCCACCAGGCGCCGGUCAAAGAGAUCGACCCGAUCCCCGCACCCACCCAAACUCCUGACCUACCACCCUUCCACUUCGGCGCCCCUUCUUCCUCUAAGGAUCAGGUCGAACCACCCGAGUUCAAUUAUAAGGAUCCCGAUUAUAAGCCCAUCGUCUACAAGGAUUACUCUAAUGGUCCUAGUGCGCUUGAUAAGGCUGCUAAACUCUUCUUCUUGACUGAGAUCGCUAGAGGAAUGUGGGUCGUCUUGGGACAGAUGUUUCGGCCCCCUUACACGAUCAUGUAUCCGUUUGAGAAGGGCCCAGUGUCGCCGCGGUUCCGAGGCGAACAUGCGUUACGCCGAUAUGCGAGUGGGGAGGAACGCUGCAUAGCGUGUAAGCUUUGCGAGGCGAUUUGUCCGGCACAAGCGAUCACGAUCGAGAGCGAGACUAGAGAGGACGGGUCUCGAAGGACGACUCGAUAUGAUAUCGAUAUGACUAAAUGUAUCUAUUGCGGAUUUUGUCAAGAAGCCUGUCCGGUGGAUGCGAUUGUGGAAAGUCAAAACACCGAAUAUUCGACGGAAACGCGCGAGGAAUUGCUCUAUAAUAAGGAGAAACUCUUGGCGAAUGGGGAUCGAAUGGAAUCUGAAAUUGCGGCCAACCUUCAUGCCGAUCACGUUUACAGAUAACUUCCUCCUCCUCUGACCCACUUUGGUUCUAACAACACACCAAAAGUGGGUUUCAAAACCAACUCUGGUUGUGAUCUCUCAUCUUCCCUGUGACAUCUCUCAUGAUCAUCCAAUAAUCACUAGACAACUAUACUAUAUCGCUUUUCUUUGUAUUCAAAUACACACACACAAAUACACACACACAUACAAAAGAGGGUUCUUAUUUUUUUGUGAGCUUGUUUGGAUCUAAAGAGAGUGAAUAUGCUCACGAGUGUUUGGAUUUCAAAAGGAUUAAACACACAC